AUGAAGAGGAAAUGUUUACUUGUUUUUUUAGUUUUGUUAAUUUCUAAUGUUAUAUUAUGUAGUAUGGAAAGUAUUCAAUAUUCAGAUACAGUUUUAGAUAAUGGUACAGAAAAAAAAGAUUCGAAAUUUAACAAUUUAAUUCAAAGUAAUCAUAGUGUUGUUAAUGCAGAUGAUGAUAUCAAUGACAGUAAAAUUAAAAAUAAAAAUAACAAUAAAGAACAUAAUAUAGAUAAAAAUAUAAAAAAUAUAAAUGGCGAUAACAAUAUCGACAAUAAUAACAGUAAUAAUGUAGAAAAUAAUAUAGAUAGUAAUGCCGAAAAUAAUAUAGACAAUAAUAUUAUUAUGCCAAAUAAUUAUAAAUGUGACAAUCUUUCAGAAUUGGUUGAAUCAUGUUUUGAAACACACAGAUUCAGUUUAUGUAGCGACGAAUUCGAACUGUACUAUGGUUGUUGUUUAAAUUUGGUUAAAAUGAUAGACAGAAGAGAAUUACAAAAAAAAUAUUUUCAAGCUGCUAAGGUAUUUAUAGAUGCAAUGAAAUCUACAAAAAGCAGAUACGAUCUUUAUAAAAUGUACAUCCAAUUAGAUAGUUUUAUAUCCGAAAUUUCAGUGGAUUUAGAAUUAACCGAAUUUUCAUUUUUUCAUAAAAAACAAUCGGUUAAUAUAAAUAAAUAG
Molecule: messenger RNA, 672 nt
Organism: Dictyostelium purpureum
Lineage: Eukaryota; Evosea; Eumycetozoa; Dictyosteliales; Dictyosteliaceae
Exons: 2
Coding region: 1-672 (223 amino acids)
Source: RefSeq, a predicted model, not a curated record